UCCUUCCAUGAAAACGUAUCAUUAUCCAUCAGAGCGCAAUAAUAUAUGUUAAUGACUGCCACUUUCUAGAGAUAGUCCAUUCCUCUAUCUACGGUUCAAGUCAAAGGAAGAAGGCGCCGGUCACGUGAUCAGAGCUCCCGCAGACGCACCUUGGGAGGUUCGUCGACCGAGUCGAGGUCGUCACGUCUGCGCAGCCGAGAAGGCCCGUGGCCCUUCCCUUCCCUUCCCUAUCAAAACAUGGACACCUUGCAAACCGGGGAUCCGCGCUAUCUUAAAAGGAAAGUGAAGGGAUGUACUCUCGAUGUCCACCCAACAGAGAAAGCCAUCGUGGUCCAGUAUGAGGUCGAGGCAAUGAUACUUGGAGAGCAAGGGGAUGCCAUGGUUGGAGGUCGCAAAGAGUGUCAGAAAAUCAUUCGUCUGAAAAGCUUGAAUUCCAACACGGACACAUCAUCGUUGGCUCAGAAAGUGAUGGAAGAAUGUCAUUUGAUUCAUCCCUCAAAACUUAAUGAGGUUGAACAACUGCUGUUCUACCUUCAAAACCGCAGACAGCCAAAUGAUGACCAAGAAAAAAAACGUACCUCACCUCGAGAUUUUGCACCUUAUGCAGCUGUCGAGCUCAAUGAGGAGGCGAGCAUCAACAGCAUUGAUGAGUAUUUGGAGCUGCUGUAUGAGGACAUCCAGGAGAAGAUCAGGGGUGCCACACUGAUCUUUCAACUGGCCCGCAACCCGGACAACCUAGAGGAACUCAAACAGAACGAGAUGGCUUUAGCAGCGUUGGCCAGAGUACUGAGGGAGGACUGGAAGCAGAGCGUGGACCUGGCAACAACCAUAAUUUGCAUCUUUUUCUGCUUCUCAAGUUUUUCACAGUUUCACGGACUAGUCACUCAUUUCAAGAUUGGGGCCCUGUGUAUGAACAUCAUUGAACAUGAGCUCAAGCGAUACGACCUCUGGCAAGAUGAACUCCAAAGGAAGAGGAAGGCCUAUGAAGAAUUCUCAGAGAACCAAAAUCUGAAGAAAGAGCAUGAGAAGUCCCUAAAAAAGUAUCAAAGCCUUCUGACUAAACAGGAGCAGCUUCUUCGAGUUUCUCUGUGUCUGUUGUUGAACCUUGCUGAAGACACUCACACAGAACUAAAGAUGCGGAACAAAAACAUAGUUAACAUCCUUGUAAAGAUUCUGGACAGAAAGGAUGAAGAGCUUCUUUUAGUAGUUGUCUCCUUCCUCAAGAAACUUUCCAUCUUCAUGGAGAACAAGAAUGACAUGGUUCAAGUAUUCGCAGUCGAGAAGCUGGCCCUGCUGGUUCCAUGUGAGCAUGAAGACCUACUGAGCACUACAUUACGCCUCCUACUCAACCUUUCAUUUGACAAUGCUCUGCGCAACCAAAUGGUCGAGGCUGGACUAAUUGCCAAACUAUCCUCACUGCUCGAUGAUGAGGGCCAAAGACAGCUCAGCAUGUGCAUUCUGUACCACAUCAGCAUGGAGGACAGAUUUAAGUCCAUGUUUGCCAACGCAGACUGCAUUCCACGGCUCAUGAAGAUGAUUUAUGACUCUGGUGAACACAAGAUGGAUUUUGAACUCAUCUCACUGUGCAUCAACUUGGCUGCUAAUAAGAUCAAUGCCCAAGUCAUGUGUGAAGGUAACGGUUUGAAGAUGCUGAUGAAACGGUCAAUGAAACUGAAAGACGUUCUGGUGAUGAAGAUGAUCAGGAAUAUUUCCCAGCACAAUGGCCCUACCAAAAGCUUAUUCUUGGACCAUGUUGGAGACUUGGCAGCUCAGAUUAGCCUGGAAAACGAUGAAGAAUAUGUGAUUGAGUGUCUCGGAACACUUGCAAAUCUGACCAUUCCUGACCUGGACUGGGCACUGGUUCUUAAAGAGUACAACUUGGUGCCCUACCUGAAAGACAGACUUAAACCAGGUGCUGCUGAAGAUGAUUUAAUUCUAGAGGUGGUCAUCUUGAUUGGCACGGUGUCCAUGGAUGACUCUUGUGCAGCCAUGCUUGCCAAGUCUGGCAUCAUUCCUGCUCUCAUUGAACUGCUCAACGCCCAACAGGUGGAUGAUGAAUUUGUCUGUCAAAUUGUCUAUGUUUUCUAUCAAAUGGUCUUCCACAAAGCUACCAGAGACGUUAUCAUCAACGACACACAAGCCCCAACAUACCUCAUCGACCUGAUGCAUGAUAACAAUGCAGAGAUCCGUAAAGUUUGUGACAACACACUGGAUAUCAUUGCUGAGUACGAUGAAGAGUGGGGGAAGAGAAUACAGAAUGAAAAGUUCCGGUGGUACAAUUGCCAGUGGCUUGAGAUGGUGGAGAACCGGCAGAUGGAUGAGACAGGAGAGCCCUUACUCUAUGGGGAGGAUGGAGACUCCUUCAUUGAGAACAGAGACAUUCUUGAAAGACCUGAUCUCUUAUACAGUGCAGAUGGGAUUGUCUCAACCGAUGGUGCGAUCAGUCCAGAGUUCUACACUAACUUGAAGAAUGGAGAGCUGGGCCAAUCAUAUAUGGAAAGUGUAUCAGACGAGUUCGCCACGUCAGCUCACGGUCCAGCAGAUCGUCCGGUCAGCGCUUACGGCUUUCGACCAGAUGAACAGCUUUUCAACUACACCACCUCCUCCCAGUUGACAUGGAAUCUGGUCAACGCGAAUACUGAUCCAGCCAUUUAGGGUGGUGUUUUUGUUUUAUAAACGAUCCAGAUAAAUAUGAUAAUAGUAUAGCAUCCAGUGUUUAGUGAAGGUUCUCAAAGUCAGAAAAGAUGAUCAUUGUUUGUAGCAGCUGAAGUUGCACCAGCACAGGAAGUACCUAGAGCAGGGGUUACCAGCGUGGUGCCCGCGGGUCCUAAAAUCGCCUACCAGUAUUGGAAGAUUGUGAUUUUCUAAACCGGCAGAGAUUUUUAGGAAGAGUGUUGAAUAUUGAUAAUUGUUUCCUCAUUAUUGUGAGAAAUCAUUAACAAGAUCAAUGUCUUCACUUAAAUGAAUAUCAUUAUUUAUAAAAAAAAACAAAAAAACAUUCAUUACUGAAGGUCAUUUGAGCAAAUUUACACAUUACAGACGUGUGUAUCAAACUGGUAGCUCGGUUUCCAAAAGGUUGGUCACCCCUGACCUAGGGAAAUGACACAAUGUAUUUUCGAGGAAAUAAAGCCACUUUAAGCUAAACAAAAUAUCUAGUAGCGAUUUGAUGUGGCCAAGUUCAGAACUAAAGUUAAACUAAAAUGAAAGGAUUGAAACAAACCAUACUGAAUGACAUGAACAAUUAAUUUCCUUAAAUUUGACCUGCAACUAUAUCUCCGGCCAUUUAACCCCCUGGAACUAAUAAUUAUUAGUAUGUAAGUUAUAGUCCUUUGCAAAAGCUACUUUCCAUUGAACAACAAAUGGAAUAGCUGGUUGUAGACAGUCGAUGUACGCUUCAUUACAACUCUGACGAGAUCUUGUGUGGAUUUUCUUGAUAAUUCUCGCUGGAAUCCCUGUGUGAGGGCAACUUCAGUCUUGUAAUUCAAUAGAAAACUAACCAUUUGAAUAUUCACAGUUUUGUUUAAAACCUCAGCGUCAACUGGGAUAUUUAUGUGAAUGUAAU
Messenger RNA from Phycodurus eques (leafy seadragon), 3562 nucleotides. It is a transcript of the gene kifap3a, whose product is annotated as kinesin-associated protein 3a. NCBI's taxonomy places the organism in Eukaryota, Metazoa, Chordata, Actinopteri, Syngnathiformes, Syngnathidae. Gene Ontology annotation, cellular component: axoneme; kinesin II complex; ciliary transition zone. Bases 238 to 2655 code for a protein of 805 amino acids. The transcript has 20 exons. Gene Ontology annotation, biological process: cilium organization; microtubule-based movement. Gene Ontology annotation, molecular function: kinesin binding. The record is from RefSeq and is a predicted model, not a curated record.